UAUAAAUAGGUCGUUUGAUUUUCCAUGAAACAACAAAGGAACCUGCCUGCAGGGAGAGGGAACACUCCAACGUCGUGAUGCUGCAAAGUUUGAUAUAUAAAAAAAAAUGAUGCACAGGCUGAUGAAUUGUUUAGUUUAUAGUACUACUCUCGUGAGACGUCGAGCUGGGUUUGGAAAUCGGAGUCGAGGUUGCCGGUUUCAGCUAGGUCGUCGUCUCCCAUAUUCUCACCACCUUCUUGUUCCUGGAGCCUCCUCCUCACCAGCUCUGUCCAAGCGUUGAUCCUGUGCAGAAGCAGCUGCAGGUGCAGCCGCGAAGAGCUAUGGGCAACGAAUUCGACUACCUGUUCAAGCUGCUCCUGAUCGGCGACUCCUCCGUCGGCAAGUCCUGCUUCCUCCUCCGAUUCGCGGACGACUCCUAUGUCGACAGCUACAUCAGCACGAUCGGCGUCGACUUCAAGAUUCGCACGAUCGAGAUGGACGGGAAGACCAUCAAGCUGCAGAUUUGGGACACAGCAGGACAGGAGAGAUUCAGAACCAUCACCAGCAGCUACUACCGGGGAGCUCAUGGGAUAAUUAUCGUCUAUGACAUUACGGAUAUGGAGAGCUUCAACAAUGUGAAGGAGUGGAUGAGCGAGAUCGACAAGUAUGCCAAUGACAGCGUAUGCAAGCUUCUUGUUGGUAACAAGUGUGAUCUGGCAGAGAGCAGGGUUGUUGAAACUGCAGUAGCACAGGCUUAUGCUGAUGAGAUGGGCAUUCCGUUCCUCGAAACAAGUGCUAAGGACUCGAUCAAUGUUGAAGAGGCUUUCUUAGCAAUGUGUGCCGCAAUCAAGAAGCAAAAAUCUGGGAGCCAGGCAGGCCUGGAGAGAAAGGCAUCCAAUCUAGUUCAGAUGAAAGGCCAGCCAAUUCAGCAGCAGCAGCAGAUGCAGAAGAGCAGCUGCUGUUCAUCAUGAUGGUGCAAUGAUCUGGGGGGAUCUUCCACGACUUGGGAUGAACAUGGCAUAUUUGCUAAAUGUGUGCCUCUGCCUUCUUAGAUUUGUAACACUUCAGUUACUGUCUUGCAACGUCUGUUGAAAUGGAGUCAAGAACCUAAUUUCCUAGUUUGGAUGAUCCUCUAAUCAAACACUGCAUCUGGAAAGUUGUACCAUAUUAAACAGAUACAUGUAAUGUAGUAAGAUUUCAGUCUGAGAGGUUGAUUUACAUAUUCAGAAUAAUCCAGACUCAAAUUCAAGACAUUCUUUUUUUCUACAACAUGAACAUGCACAAAGCUUAUAAGAGGUCCUUUCACUGUAGCCUU
Oryza brachyantha (malo sina) is the source of this 1294-nucleotide messenger RNA. RefSeq names its product GTP-binding protein YPTM1. The transcript has 8 exons. Gene Ontology annotation, molecular function: GTPase activity; GTP binding. NCBI's taxonomy places the organism in Eukaryota, Viridiplantae, Streptophyta, Magnoliopsida, Poales, Poaceae. The record is from RefSeq and is a predicted model, not a curated record. The coding region runs from base 321 to 950 and encodes 209 amino acids. Gene Ontology annotation, biological process: regulation of exocytosis; protein secretion.